UGCGCGAGUGUGUGUGCAGCCUAUUCUCUAAAUAACCUGUUGAUCCAGUCAAGCUGAGACGCACUCAGCCUCAGGAGGGGACGUGCUCGGCCAAUCUUCUUCCUCAUUUUCUCCUGGAUUUCAUCUGAAGUUGGAGCUCCAGCUGAGUCACUGUGAGUGUUUCAUCAGGUUUCACAUGCAUUUCCCGGCAUGUCACUGACAGAUGGCACUAAUUUCAGUCCUGUAGCGGCUCUGUGUGACACAUCAGGUCGAUUAAAAGAGUUACCAAGAGAAGCUUUACUGUGGAUGUCCAGGAGAUUCUAGGGAUCCAAGGAAAAACCUGCUACAAGGCAAAAAGGGAAUCCCUCGCCUGAAAUCGCCACAGUGGAAGAAGCGUGGACUGAAUGAACUGUCUGCACGCAUUUCUGUGAGUCGUAAAUGCGUGUAGCUGAAAGGAAAUCAUGUCAGCGAUACACACAUGGGCCUGUUUCCUCCUGUGGAUCGGCUUUGCAACGCAGGACAAAACCCCAGAUGUCAUUGUGACGUGCUUCGUCUCGCAGGAGUGCGUGCUGCCCUGCAGCUUCCAGCCGGGCAGCAAGGAGACCAUCGAGUGGUUCAGACAGGACGUGCUGGUGUACAAGUUUAAGCGGGAACAUGGCGAUAACCAUGACGACGCUGAUGAUGAUGAUGAUGACGAAGAUGAUGAUGAUGAUGACGACGACAGCAGCGAAGAGCACUUCGAGCACGAGCAGAUAGCCGGCCGCGCCUCCGUUUUCCCGCAUUUGGUAUCCCGCGGCAACGCCACGCUGAUCCUCAGGGGGAGUGGUCUGAAGGACAGAGGCACGUACAGGUGUGUAGUGCGCACCUCGAAGGGCGAACACAACGCAAAGAUCAUCGUGAAGGUGGAAGCACCCAUCCGAGGCCUGUCUGUGGAGCUGUCCAGGCUGAGCGGCUACGAGGAGAUGAAGUGCACCGUCAGUAAUGUUUUCCCGGCCCCUCGGGUAACCUGGGCGACCGAGCCGCCCACUUUGGAGGACCUCCGACCGGUUACACGCAUGCUGGCCAACAAACAGGGGCUGUACACGGUCGACAGCCGCCUCAAGAGGCUGAAAGGACGACCUAACCUCAUCUACAUCUGUAAAGUCACGACUUCCUACGGCGGUCCGGCCUGGACGGCCUCAUUCAGGGAAAUAGAAAUAAAAGGAGCUCAAGGAAGAGACCUGACCAUCCCCUGCCAUGCCCCUCCUUACCUGAACAACCCCUUCCUCCACUGGAGCUUCAUCAACGGCGAGGAGCACUCCGACAUCCUCACCUACGACAGCCAGUCGGGGAAAAGCGUCUCCACGCCGCCCUGGGACAAACACGUGGAGCUGGACGGCUUCAGGGUCCCGUUCGGAGACGGCUCCCUGCGUCUGAUGGACCCCCAACACUUGGAGCACACGGGCAGCUACACCUGCGUGUUCUCCGUGCCGCACAACACCCACACCGAACGCACGGAUGUCACCAUCGACGGUCCUGUUGGUGAGGAACGUACCGCAGAAGCCCCAUCUUAUUGGUGGAUAGUUGGUCUGGUGAUAGCAGUGCUGGUUCUGGCUCUGGCCGUCAUGCUGGUCUACCUGAAGAUGAAAGGGGGGACCUCAAAGACCAGAAACGACCCCGAAGACGUGACAGAGCUGCGCUUAGCCAAAGACUCGACCGCCGACAGUAACCUGAAUGAGAGCAGCCCGCUGACUGCUGGAGGCACCAACGGACAAUCAGACCUCCAGACUGGAUCUUAGUUAACCUGAGAACAGACAGAAACAACACGGCAUCACCGAAAACUUACAAAAUACUAACAAAACAAACAUGCACACAGCUACACACUGACGAGGAACUAUUCGCUUCUUACAAGACAGAAUGUUUCUUCAAGAGCUUUUAAAACUAUAUUUUAAAUGACUUUUUUAGCAUAUUUGGGUGUUUUUCUAACGAGGAACUUGUUUUGGCUCCUGUGGAAACCCUGACAAACGGAUGUUUAAUUGUAAAACAUGCACUCCAAAAACGAAAUGUUUUCAGCGUCGUUAAAAAAACGAAAUGCUUUCAGCGUCUUUAUGAAGGGUUUGUGGAACCUGCUGUUAUUUCAGGAACUCUUUUAGGUCAAUGUUUUCUCAAGAGAACACUGAAGAUGCAUCCUGUUGAAUCAUCACCAACUCUUCCCAGGAAACUAAACAAAACGCUCACGCUUGGCCUCAAGUGAGAUGGCCAACGAUGGUCGUUCAGACUUGGCCUCGGGUGAGUCCAACGAGCAUAACUACUGCCGUUACAACAGCCAGGAGCUGUCCUUUGUUGCUUUGCUCACAUCUUUGAUAAACCUAAUCUAGUGUUACAAACAGCAACAUCUCACCAACAGUCUGACUGACUGCUAGUUUGGGUGGUGUCAUUUUCUUUAGUCUGUGGCCCAACAGGUAAAUUAGGU
Messenger RNA from Sander lucioperca (pikeperch), 2431 nucleotides. RefSeq names its product HERV-H LTR-associating 2b, tandem duplicate 1 (gene hhla2b.1). Lineage: Eukaryota; Metazoa; Chordata; Actinopteri; Perciformes; Percidae. Gene Ontology annotation, cellular component: external side of plasma membrane. The transcript is spliced from 8 exons. Gene Ontology annotation, biological process: positive regulation of T cell proliferation; immune response; negative regulation of T cell proliferation. The record is from RefSeq and is a predicted model, not a curated record. Bases 441 to 1757 code for a protein of 438 amino acids.